GAGGCCGCAUUCUCCCGAGGGCACAACUUGUCCAAAUCUGAAGUCCAGGCUCGUCGACAGCCCCCGGUACCUCGACCUUCAGGAAAAUCCUCUCCCAUCCCCCUUACCCCCUCUGUCAGAGCAUGGCUCAGGAGACCAAUCAGACGCAGGUGCCAAUGCUUUGCACUAUGGGAUGUGGUUUCUAUGGUAACCCCCGCACCAACGGCAUGUGCUCAGUCUGCUACAAGGAACACCUGCAGAGACAACAGGGAGGUGGGCGAUCCAGCCCCCCAGGAGAGAAAGCUGCGACGUCACCAACAGGAUCACCGGGAUCCGCUGGCGUGACUGUGGACAGCACAAUCUCGGAGCCCAGUACAGAGGUGGCGGGGACCCCACCAGAGGAACAAACUACCAGUCCUAGUUCUCCCAGUCCAGUUACACAACAGAUGACGGCUAUGAGCAUCUCCCAGGACUCGGGAGCUGUAGACUCUGAUCGAGCGGAGGCUGAGGAGGGAGAAGAGGAGGGUUCUUCCAAUAGCACAGAGCCAGUAGGGGAAGCAGCACAGGCGUCAUCUGACGGAGACCAAACCCCUGAUAAAAACAAGAAGAAGAACCGCUGCUUUUCUUGCCGGAAGAAAGUGGGCCUUACUGGUUUUGACUGUCGCUGCGGCAACCUGUUCUGUGCCAUUCACCGUUAUUCUGACAAACACGACUGUCCAUAUGAUUACCGGAGUGCAGCCGCUGCCCGCAUACGCAAGGAGAACCCUAUCGUUGUGGCUGAGAAAAUUCAGAAGUUAUGAGGACUGAGUGCAUAAGAGAGUCUCCGACUUUGUGGAUUUGAACAAUGGCGACCUGGAUGAAAACACACCUGAUAUCAUGGCUUCAUUUGUUCAUGGUAGUCGAUGAUGGGCGGGCGGGCGGGGUGGGGGUGGUGAGGUCGCAGCCACUGUCCUGACACUUCCCUUACUAGCCUCUCCCUCUCUCUCCGCUAGUGUCUGUGGCUGAGCCUGUGUGUGUCUGUGUUUGUAUGAAAGCGUGUGUGUGUGUGUGUUAGCUUGAGAGUCGGGGAGAGAGUCGUAGGGGCUUUGUGGACAUUUGGGUUGCUGUGGGAAGGGAAGGUGUUUGAUUUUAACCCCUUUUUUGUUUCUCAACGUUGGGGGGAUCGUGUGGAUUUAUUUUUAUACAGUCCCUGUAAGAUUGGUUGGUUGGAAUGAGACGGGGAUAAGCUGUUAAGGAAUGUGUCGCAGCCUGGAUAACGACACUGAGGUCAAUUCAGACGUGUCUAAAAAACAAAAAAUGCAAGAUUUCAUGUAUCAGCAAGACCUUUUAAGGGCUUUGGAAUAUAAAUCUUUCCCCCAGACUGAAAAUGAUGUCAACUUUGUGUCAAAUUGGCAUUUUUUUCCCCCCUUCCACCUCUACAAACCUUUAUUCAGUGGGUCACCACACGUUGAGCUCCCAAGUCUCAGCAUUUUCCAGAAAUGUUUCUCUUUGAUACAUCGACUUAUCAUACUGAUAUUGGGUGCAUGGACAGUUAUCGGGGUGGGGAGGUGAGGGCAUGGGUAGAGGCGACUGAGAACCUUGACUUACCUGAGUGAUUGAAUUCUGUAUUAUUUUUUUUUCCUUUCUGUUUUAAUGAGCGUAUGACAUCAGAAGAUCUAUAUUAAUAUAUUGUAGUUAGCUUGAAUUGUGUGAUUGCAUUCUAUUUAUUUUUAUGGUUUGGUUGGUCUGUGCUGGAGGAUUGGCAGCAUGUGUCAGCAAGUCACUUCAAGAUUUGCGUUUAACCUUUUCAAUCGUAUUAAAUUAAUUCCAUCAUAAUUGUAUAACCGUUAAAGAAAAAAAAGAUAAACACAUGAUGGAUUAGUCCAGUUAAGCCAUUACAUUAAGACAGUGCAGUAAAAAUGUCCAUUGUUUUUGGAUUUAGAAACAAAGCACAACAAACUGUGUGUCAACUGCAGAGCACCAGACCAUGUGCCACACCUACUCAGUUUUGUUCAGCAUCUUUGGUCAUUUGCAGUUUUUGAGCCGUGUUGUAGCCUCGCUGAGGGAAUAGUUGUUUGAUAGAGGCAGCGUGUUCUCUUUGAAUGCCCUUUUCUGUUCAAUGGAGUCAGAGUGAAGCUCCAUGUUUCUCUAACCACCAGCAGACCACUGGCACGUGCUGAAUGAAAACCGACGUGGGUCACAGUCGGCGCUCCGCGUUGACACCGCCGCUCAGCUAACGUUAAGAUUGUUGCAAAGCUACAGAGUCGCAAGCUGUGCUUUUUUUCUUUCUUUUUACAAAGCGCUCCCAAUUUAGACGAGCGCUUCUUCGCUGGCUUCUCCUCGGGAAGACCGAUGCCACAUGCAUGUGUGCAGGCAGACCGUUUCGUACCUGACUGCACCGACUGUGAAAUGAAGCUGGAAUGUUAAAAAAAGCCACACAGCAGUAGCACAAUGCAUGGCUGGAACCUCGAGGUUCAAGUUAACAGGACUCCACAGUGUUUUCUUCCAAAUGUAAAUACCAUAUGGCUCCUAUUCAUAUAGUAUAAUCUUAUUGUAGAUUUCUGCCAGGUAAAAGGUGGGGGACUAAGGUGAAGAAUAGUACUAUGUGUAUAAAAGUGCUUUUCAUAACUAUCCCAAAAAAAAAGUGCUGCAAAUGGCACAGAUAUUAAAAAAAAAUCCCCCUUUAUUUACAUCUACCUGUGUCAUGUCCAGUUACAGUAUCUGUCUACCAUGAGUAUGUCACGUGGAUUCUAUUAUUCUAUUGUUUGUUCCCCUCUUAUCAGAUGAUUAUGAAGUCCCACCUAAGAUUAAAUAAUCUCACUUUAACACAGUAUUUCAGCUCUUUCGUUUACCCUGUUACUGACGUCUAUUCAUAGCACAUUGAUAUUACUGAAACUUUAAGAGGCCUCUUGUGAGAUGCGGAGGUGCCAUUGAGGAGGUUUAUUUUUUGUUAGUUUUUUCCAUUAUCAGGAGCUUUCCUUGUACAUGUUGCUUGAUCUUGAUGUGAAGUUGCAGGGAAUGAGCAGAGUGUGUGUGUGUGUGUGUGUGUGUGUCAAGAAGCCAGUGCAGAAUGGGUUGGACAUGGACGACACUUUUCCUUAUAUACAAAGAACAUUAUGCUAGACCUUGGAAUAUUGGCCUUAACCAGGAUUCAUGUGGAAGUCUUGGUGAUGAUGGACUAGGACUUUCUCCCUGGGAGUGGUCAUAAAUCCGACUGUGAUUAAAAAUAUUCCUCCCGUUCACUAGUUGUUGAAAAUUUGAAAAGUUUUACAGGACUUAAUGGGGAUUGUUGAGUGAUAAUUUGUACAAUUAUUAAGGGGACUGACCAUGUGGUGGGAGCAGCUUUCUGUUCUCCGCAGCAUAUCUUUUAUAUUUAUUCCCUUGCUUGCUGAGUUGGAAACCAUUUUAAAUAUAGUGGCCUACAGAAUGUUCACUUUUCAGAUUAAAAAGUCCUUUCAGCAAAAAAAGAAAAGAAAAAGAAAACGCCCUUAAAUGGGAGGAUUGUUCUGUUUCGUAAAUCGUGGAUGUCACGUAGUGUUUCUCUUAUUGACUGCUUAUAUCACACCCGGGGUUUUUUUUUUCCUAGUCUUCAUGAGCAGUUUGAAUGUAAACCAUAAAAUUCACACAACAAGCUGUAAUAUCAUUUAUCAUAACCACACCACGCGAACAUUGAUUAGGCCCAAUCUUCAGACAUGCGAUAUUGGACACUUGUGUAGUUAAUGUGACUGUUUAUGAUGAAGGACUUGGCACCAGCAUUUAGGGCAACCAUACCUAAGAAAUGUAGAUAACAUCAGUACAUACAGUAUAUGUUUAUCUUCCUUCUACUCUGUUGCUUUAAUAUAAGUUUGAUGUCUUCAGUCCCGUCGUCCGUAGCACAACCUUUCAUAAUCAGUGUCUUCAUCACUAAGGGUUUUUAUUUUAUCAUGAACCUGCCAGUGAUGAUGAGUCUGUUAACUGCAGAUAGAAGGACAAAAAAAAUGAUUCACUCGUCUUUCAGUGUGAGCUUGAGGGACAUGAUUUGUAAUCUGCAAUGUUCACAAAGCUGUAGUUCUUGUCCCUUGGCACUCCAGUCCCCCAGAAACACCACCAGAUAUCUUUUUUCUUUUUUUUCUUUUAAAGCUUUAGGAUUGUAUGAUGUGUAAGAGUAAGUACAAAACAAUAAAAUCACAAAGUUUAUUUUAAAUUA
Molecule: messenger RNA, 4144 nt
Organism: Solea senegalensis (Senegalese sole)
Lineage: Eukaryota; Metazoa; Chordata; Actinopteri; Pleuronectiformes; Soleidae
Exons: 6
Coding region: 123-779 (218 amino acids)
Molecular function (GO): DNA binding; zinc ion binding
Source: RefSeq, a predicted model, not a curated record